AACAGUAGAAGAAGAAAGCUGAGUAGACGAGGGAGAUGUAAGAAAUAAAUAAUAAUGACGUAAAAUGCACCUUUGCGGUAUCAUGGGUCGCCGUGAAGAGCUCAGUGACUUUCAGAGGGGAACUAUUGUAGGUUGUCACAUGUGUAAAAAGUCAGUCCGUGAGAUUUCGGCUCUCUUGCAGCUGCCUCGGUCCACCGUCAGCGCAGUGAUACUGAAGUGGAAACGUGGAGGCAUAACCACGGCUUUGCCCCGGAGCGGCAGACCGCACAAGCUGAAGGAAGAGGACCGCCAGGUGUUGGAGAAAGUCGCGCUGGAAAACUGUCUGCCCUCGGUUGAAGCUAUUGCCACCGAGUUUCAGUCCGCCUCCGGGACCACCGUGAGCCCAAGAACAGUCCGCCGGGAGCUUAGAGAGAUGGGCUUCCGCGGCCGAGUGUCCACCUACAAUAAGACGAAAGGAGGGGAAAAAGCUGAGAAGACGCAGGCUGCACCGAGCCAAGAUGAAGUCAAGGUGGAUGUGUCUCGUCUGGACAUGCGUGUUGGACGUGUAAUCUCAGCUCUGCAGCUUCCGGACUCAGACAGUCUUUAUGUGCAGCAGGUUGAUGUUGGAGAGGCUUCUCAUAGGACAGUGGUCAGCUCGCUAGCAAAGCACACACCUCUGGACCAGAUGCAGAAUCGCUUGGUAGUCCUGCUGUGUAACCUGAAGCCAGCAAAGAUUAGAGGAGUGCUGACCCAGGCUCUAGUCAUAUGUGCAAGCUCACCUGACAAAGUGGAGAUCCUCGAUCCUCCAAGUGGAGCUGUGCCAGGGGACAGAGUCAUUUUCCAGGGCUUUCCAGGUGAAGGAGACAAAGAGCUGAACCCAAAACAGGAGGUGUGGGAGCAGGUUCAGACAGACUUGCGUACAGACGGCCAGUGUAUUGCAACAUACAAGGGAGCUGCUUUUGAGGUCAUCGGCAAGGGAGUGUGUAAAGCCCAAACCAUGAGCAACUCUGAAAUCAAGUGAACUCUGAGCUGCCAGAGCUAACUCAGAGCAAGUCCCUACAGCAAGCCAGGAUCCAAAAUGUUGUGGAAAGCCUCCUCAGAAGAGUGGACGCUGCAUAGAAAGACCAGCUGUUUUGGAAAGACAUGACUAACAAUGGCAUGGGUGUUAUGUUUGACUGGUUACAAACUUAAGUACUGUAAGCCAGGCAAAGUGUGUUCCCCUCUGUUGGACAUGAAAAUCUCAUAUAUAUAUAUAUAUAUGUAUGUAUUGUUUUUAUCGACGUAGUUUCUUCUUUUGUCCAGAUGAGGGCACUGCAGUAAACAUGAUCAUGUACAAUAUUAGUGUGAUGCAGCACAUGCAGCACACAGUCAUAAUCAACACGUUGAAAAAGAAAAUAGAACUUCCCCCCAAGAAUCUUUUUUGGUGUUGGAAUAUUUGACAAAAUAUAAGUGUUUUCCCAUGAUGCCGCGGUGCCGUGGUCAUUUCCACUGAACUGUGGAUGAAACCCGGCAGUGCAAAAGUCCCUCUGAAAUGAUAAGAACAGUUGAACUACUGUCUUUUAACAUUGGAACUAAGAAGGGAAAUUACCUUUAAAAAAAGAAAAUGUGAUGUAUAGAUGCAUGUGUAAUAAUAAUAAUACAUGUGCUCACUGAGCUCCUUCAGUUUAAGUCUCAUUAUAACAAGUGGGAUUGCAACAGUGUGAGAUUUCAUAAUAAUCAUCUUAGAAAAAAUCAUGCUAUUAUGAAAUACAGCAUUACAGGGUUGUUUUUAUUAUUACCAGGUAUACUGACCCUUACAGUCAUUAAACCCUGAAUGGUCUGGUUGAACACAAUAAUGAUUUGACUUAUAAAAUAUCCUAAUAUGGAUGAAUAAAGUUUUUUUUACACUAACAUUGGAGAAUUCAAUAACCACAUGUCAUGAGAAUCCUCUGUUAAAACACAGUCAAACUAGUUUGCCACUGUAAAAGUGAUGGACAUGGCUCAGUUUUUUUUAAUCCUGCUGAUUAUUUUUAGUGUGAGAGGCGUCUUACUUCAAACAGUAUGAUGUCUGAGAUGUAUUUUUUUUUUAUCUCAAAAUGCUGCUUUUGUUCAUUUGAGGUUCACAAAGAGUCCAAAUAAAUGAAAUACAGACCGUUCCAAACAUCAACUCUAAUGUUAAUUUGCUGUUUCAUCAAAAUGAUGAUUUGUAUCCUUCCUGUCUAUGGAGAGUGUUACUCUGCUUUAUAGAUACUGUAACAGAUUAACUUUAUCUUUAAUAUGGCCCACUUCAUGUUAGUAUCUCAGCCUUUCACCAUUGUUGCUUAUCAGCAUAAUGUUUCAUUUGAAGGACUGAAGUAAACCCAAAUGUCUUUGUUUUAUGUCAUGCUGUUUUUGUGUCCUAGCAGUCUGAAUCAAGUUCAUAAAAAUGACCUAAAACACAAACAUGUAAACGGUCUUCUUCCCUUAUUUUGCAGGAAGAACUGAAAACUGCAUGUAAAAAAUGAGGAUGUGAUUCAGGAACUAAGAAGUGGAACAGAUUGAACCAUAGUAUGAGGAUUAUGAACUUUUCUGAAUGAGAAAAAAAUCAUUUCUAUGAGUUAUGGUUUGUACAACGUUUUGGAGCGUAGGUUAAUUUUAAACAGCUUUGUUUGAUAUAUUUGAAUUUUAAUACACUCUUUUAGAUGUGCUCGAUGUUCAACAUAAUCUGUUUCAUUUACAUAAUCACUCAGUUAGAAAAAAGAAAUAACAAUCCCACAGA
Molecule: messenger RNA, 2716 nt
Organism: Labrus mixtus (cuckoo wrasse)
Lineage: Eukaryota; Metazoa; Chordata; Actinopteri; Labriformes; Labridae
Product: aminoacyl tRNA synthase complex-interacting multifunctional protein 1-like
Exons: 4
Coding region: 65-1000 (311 amino acids)
Molecular function (GO): tRNA binding
Source: RefSeq, a predicted model, not a curated record